This is a messenger RNA of Bicyclus anynana (squinting bush brown), 12273 nucleotides long. RefSeq names its product GRB10-interacting GYF protein 2 (gene Gyf). Gene Ontology annotation, molecular function: protein binding. Lineage: Eukaryota; Metazoa; Arthropoda; Insecta; Lepidoptera; Nymphalidae. The record is from RefSeq and is a predicted model, not a curated record. The transcript is spliced from 29 exons. Bases 19 to 4548 code for a protein of 1509 amino acids.
GCUUUUUGUUUAUGGUCAAUGGUCCGCCCGUCUGCCUGCCGAGUGCCACUGCCGAUACGUCCGCCAUAUUUCAUUAUUUUCCUGUCGACAUGCGUGGCACGCGCACGGACUAAGCUGCUCAAGUCAUAUUCUCUAGUUGCUGCUGUAUCCGGUACUUUUCUUCACGUUCAAUUAUUAAACUUGAAAGUUAUGGGCGAUCGCAAAAAUGGAUUAAUGUUCGGACCGGAUUGGAUGCGUAAUGUAGAACGUGAAGAAAGCGCUAGCCGAAGUUCCAAUCAGAACGCAGGAACUGGCACAGCGAGGUCCGGCGGCCACGCGGCUGGCACGUCAGACUCUGACACGGCACGUCACACUGGCACGUCAGGAGUAGCGUCCUCUUCUCAGGGCCGCAAUGCAAACUCUACCCACCAGACGAGAAUACAUCUUGCCAACCGCAGGUAUGGCAGAGAGGAGAUGUUGGCACUAUGUGAGCGCAACGCUGUACCACCAGAAGAGUUAAAAUAUUUUGAUUUGUUAUACCAGACAAGAGAAAAGCAACCAUUUGCUCUUAACACAUUUGAAGAGGAUCGACAAAAUUUGCGGGCUGGUCCUUCUACCAGUGCUAUGGCUACGGAACGAUUCGGCCCCGGGCGCGGCACCAGUCGCGGCUCGGCGCCCGCGGACCGCGGCCGGGGGCGCCAGCCGUUCGUGCGCUACGCUCACACUCCAGGGCAGCCAGUCACUAGAGGGUUCACGGCUUUGCACAGCACAAGCGUCCGUACGCCCAGUUUCAGCACUGGGCCUGACGAGCAGCCAUCCCAACCACGACCUUGGAGUGUCAGUAAUGGCACUGCACAAUCUAACCGGACGGGUGACACGAGCGAGUGGGCCCAGAGCAAACUGUUUCGCAGACGUCCAAAUAAUCACACGAAUUGGCGGCAAACAUCGCGCGAGGACGGUGACGAAUGGCGAAACAACUUGGACAGUACAGGCCGUCAGCCGACGCGUUCUAAUAUAGACGAGCCUCGCUCCUCGCGUGUCGAUAAGUGGGAUCGGGACUGGAGUGACAUCGAUCGGAGGCCUACACAGGAGCGACCGCAGCCCUGGAGCGCCACGCGCCGCACCUGGGGCGGCGGCGACACUACCAACGAUGACAACUUGCCAGAAUGGGUGAAUGUGAAUGCUGAAGCUUGCUCAGGCACGUUUGACUCUUCAGGCGCUUUCCACGGCUACAGUAAUGAUGACUCCAACAUCCCCCAAACUCAGGAAACUAAUCACCCAAUAACACGUUCCCAAACCCACGGCAGUUUUUCUCGAAGCAAGGCACCAGACGAGGGAUCAGAGGAGUGGUGGGCAUCAGAAAAAGCCAAGAAACUCUCACCCAAACGAUUCAAUCUGCCUCAAACAUCUACAUUAGCUGAGCCCAGGCCGAGCACGAGUUACGUACAUGAACAAGAAGUGGAGGAAAAUGAAAACAUAGCAGAAAAGCCUUACUCCAGUGAGCUCGACCCAAAUAAUAUGAACACUCCGGAAGAUCCACCUCAGUACAGUGCCGGCACACAAAGUUUCUCUGAUGCCAGUGUGUAUGGUGCAGUGCCCCGCUCGGACGCAGGUUUCUCUGAGUCAAGUGAGGAACGGAACAGCUAUCAAUCUGUAAUGAUUAACCCUAAUAAUGACUUGCGUCAGAAACAUCAGAACAUUGUCACCGCUCCAAUGGACCGGCUGAGACCUUUGUAUCAUAUGAUGGCCAGAACUGCCAUACAGGACAAUACAGAAAUGGAAGAGACUAUCGGCAACAUGUUGGACAUGGCGCUGAGCGACACUAGUCUACCGCCGACCAACAGCGCGCACCAGCUGCCGGCCGCCCCGCCGGCGCACAGCCUGCAGAUGCCGCCGCCGAACCUGCAGAUGCCGCCUCCCAAUCUGCAGAUGCCUCCGCCAAACAUCCAGUUGCCUCCACCAAACAUGCAGAUCCCUCCGCCCAACUUGAUCCUCCGAGCUCCGGGGCUCAACACGCAGCUGAUCAGCAAUGCUGCGAUGGCUCCCGGCCUCGGCGCCGGAGCCACGAGACAAAUUCACAACAUUGGCAUUCAAAACCAAGCACUCAAUACGGCUUUGGGCUUGACAGGUCACAACAAUAUUGGUCACUCGGAUACGCAAAGGACUUUGCCAACUGUGACACAUUCCAGACCAGUCAUGGGCACAUUCAGCCAGGACAAUCUGUCACUCAACAUGGCCAACAAUUCGCUAUUCAUGGAACACUCUAAUCCACAACAGCCACGGUCACAGACACCGACCGACACGCCUCUCGCUAAUGUACAAGAGCAUCAUCAGAGGCUCCUGUAUCCCAUCGGCAUGCUGCGGCCUGUGAUGGAGGCAGACUUCACCCCGAUGAUGAUGAAUACUUCCACAUCGGAAGACCAGUGGUAUUAUGAAGAUCCGGCGCAAGUGGUUCAGGGCCCCUUCACAUCUCAGGAAAUGUUACGUUGGUUUGAUGCAGGCUUUUUCAGCCCCUCUUUGAUGAUCCGAAAAGCGACUGAGACUCAAAUGCGUCCUUUGGGCUCCUACGGGUCAGUAGUGCCAUUUGCGGUCAAUUUUAUGGACAGUACACAAAAUUUUCAUUCUUCUGUUCCCAUGCCUUAUGAUAUGGUCCGCUCGUCGCAGGAAUUAUUCAACAAUGCAAGUGGUGCCAUGAAUGACAGCCUCUGGGGCCAAGCGGCCGCGCCGGCGCAGCCGGUGUGGGUGCAGCAGCGCCUCGCCAACCAGGGCCACAUCGUGAACAACCUCCCGCCGUGCUUCUGGGAGUUCGCGCCAAAUGCCAGCGCGAUGAAUUUGCCUGCCGAUAUAGUGAAAGAGAUGAAAACCGAAGAUCAGAUACUGGCGCAGUUGCGAGCCUCGCAGAACAUACCGCUGCCGCCGCAGAACGUGUCUUUUCUGAACGACAACGCACCGGCAAUCGCGACCAGCUCUGCAAAUAUUAGCAUCGGCGAAGACAGUUUCGACGUUCGAGCGACUCCCGACUUGGAGAAGUUGCAGCAGUUGAUCAACAGUGAGACGCUGACUCAGUCGAGCGAGUCUAAAUCUGAGAGCGAGGAAUCCGAGACAAAAUGUGAGGUGUCUGGGAAAAUAGACACGUCAACUGCAUCCGGGGUGGGCAAAGUUCAAGCUAGUCAACCGAAACAAACCGGCGGCAAGGCAAGCAAACAGGCCAAGGGCGAGACCGACAAAGCUGCCAAGGCUAAGGACGGCAGCAGCAGUGGCAAAAGUAAGAAGAAGAUCAAAGAAGACAAGAAGGACGAGCCAGAAACCAAAGUGAGAGAAGGAGAUAUUAAGUCUGAGAAGCCCUCAGCUGAAUCGUCGCCGUCGAAGAGCAAAAAAGAAGAUAAACAAAAUAAGAAAGAUAUGGAAAAAGAGAAAAAGGAAUGGAUCAAGGAAGGAUUCACUAUCGUGAAAGGAGCUGAGAAGAACAACAACAAAGAAAACAAGAAGAAACUAGAAGAAGCCAAGGCGCUCGAGGAAUUGGAGAGAAAAAAGAAAGAGGAAGAGAAAUUAGUAGCUGACGAAGAGAAGAAAAAGAAGCAAAAUAUGCUGGAUUUAAUUGAUAAGAAACAACAGGAACAGCAGCAAAGGCAGAUAUUGGAGUCGCUCAUAAAGAAGGCACCGUGGUCGGCGGCCAAUCAGACGGUGGCGACCAACAAGGGCGGACUCUCUAUGUCCGAGAUACAGCGCCUCGAACGCGAGAAGAAGCUGGAGCAGAUCAAAGAGCAGCAGCACAUGAUGCACCUCAUAGCGCAGCAGCAGGCCGCGGCCUUGGCGAGGGAGCAGGAAAUCCAGGCAAAUCUAGCUUGGGCCAAGAAUCAUUUAGACAACAAUGGCUCUGGAGCAACCUUAGCAGAGAUUCAGGCGGAAACGAGACGGCAAUCAGCAGCACCCAUAAGCGCGGUCUCCCAAUCCAUAGAGGACAUACCCCUCCCGCCGCUCAUACUGCUCCCCUCCGACAUCGCACAAUGGGGAGGCUCUACUAAUGGAGGUGGAUUCUGGGACACGCAGCCCGCGGCGUUGAAAGCUGAGAAGCCCCCAGAGCCGGCGAAGCCUGCGGAGCCAAAGAUCAAGAAGAAAGUCGCCCCUCCCGUCGUCAUUGUCAAGAGGGAGACCUCGCCGACCAGCGAGUUUGAGACCUGGUGCGCCACUGCUCUCGUUUUGUGGAGGACCAAGAUUGACGUGCCGACUUUCGUCGGUUUCCUGAAAGAUAUCGAGUCGCCGUAUGAAGUGAAAGACUAUGUCAAGUGCUAUCUCGGCGACACCAAAGAAUCCAAUGACUUCGCGAGACAGUUCCUCGAGAGAAGGUCUAAGCUGCUGCGUGUCGGUAUGGUGACGCCGUCCGACGACUUGUGUUCUCCGGCCAUAGCUGUCAACCCGCGCACGCCGCUCUCGGACUACCAAGAGGUUAAGGGUAAAGGCAAGAAAUCAAAAAAGAAUAAAAUGCUCAAAGUGGACGCCCGUAUACUCGGCUUCUCCGUCACAGCGUCCGAAGACCGCAUCAACGUAGGAGACAUCGACACCGCAUAGUGCGCCGCCGACGCGUGCGCACACGCGGCGGCGCAGUGACUGCCUCGCGGUCGCCGCUGUGACUACAGUCGCAUACGAACAGUUGACACCAUCAGUUAAGUGACACCAUUUAAGUUUAUUAUGAAAUUAAUUAAUUAUAUUUACAACAAUAGGGUGGUUGACUCAUAUCAAAUUAAAUUUAAACAAUAUUAAUUUCGUAUAGUACAUAAAUUAAGGGUCCGAAAUGUAUCUAUAUUAAUUAAUAUAAGUCAAUAGUUUCUUAUGAAACUUAAUUUAAAAAUUAUGUAUUUUUAUUUUCCAAAUGUCAAAAACGCUGUCGUCCAUUUUGUGAUGUCACAAUGUUACUUAUUAGGGAUGCAACAUCGAUGUGCAAAAAUAUCAAUGAUAAGGGCGACAUGUCGAUGUUAUAAUAACAAUAAUAAUUGUUUAUUGAUUCACAAGUAUCUUUCAUUAAAUCAUUAACAUCCUAGUGUGGAGAUCACGGUAGAUCCGUGAUCUCCGUGAGUUAACGUCACUUUUGACACGUCAGUUUUCUUUAAAAAUAUGUCAACUAGCCUAUUAUUUUAAUUGAAUUAUUUUAAUUUUAUCGAUUUCAAUUUUAUUUUAUUUACUUACCUACUCAAUGUUAUUAUUUUAAACUGCAUCAAUGAAUUAACCAAUAUAAGUUGAAUAAUUUCAAGAUAAAAAUUAUUAAUAUUUCUAUAAAAUUAAAUAACAAGAGCAGUGAUAGCCCAGUGGAUAUGACCUCCGCCUCCGAUUCCGGAGGGUGUGGGUUCGAAUCCGGUUCGGGGCAUGCACCUCCAACUUUUCAGUUGUGUGCAUUUUAAGAAAUUAAAUAUCACGUGUCUCAAUCGGUGAAGGAAAACAUCGUGAGGAAACCUGCAUACCAGAGAAUUAUCUUCAUUCUCUGCGUGUGUGAAGUCUGCCAAUCCGCAUUGGGCCAGCGUGGUGGACUAUUGGCCUAACCCCUCUCAUUCUGAGAGGAGACUUGAGCUCAGCAGUGAGCCGAAUAUGGGUUGAUGACGACGAAAUAACAAGACAAGCUAAAUUAGGAAAUCUGUGUAAAAUAUUUUAAUUAUAUUUAAAUGGGUAUAUACUCGUACAUAUAUUUUAUUUAUUUUGUAACUUUUAGUUAAUUAUUUUAAUUUACAAUUAAGUUUUAAAAUAUUUUAACUGUUUUCAGUUUAACUUCAAUUAUUUCAAUUUUUGUUUAUUAAUUCCUGUAAUCCAUAUUAAUCAUUUACUAAGGUUAUUAUUUUAUAAUACACCAACGAAUUCAAAAUUAUGAACUUCGAUUGUAAACUAAAAGACCGAUAUUUUUGGACCCAGCAUGUUAUGAAAAGAAAAUCUUUUAUGUUAUAAUAAAUCAAACCACCAAAAAUUUAAUUUGUCUUUUUAUUGAAAUAAUGCUUUUUUUUAAACAAGUUUAAAAGUGAUAUAAAUAAAUGACAAAAAUUUUGGCAUUGUAACAUUUCAUUCAUCAAAUCUGGGCCUAUCGAUGUGUAGUGUUGUUGUAUAAAUGUUUAGUAAAAUAACUUGUUAAUAUAAAUUUUAUAUUAGGUACCGUUUAAAAUUGAACUAUAUUUUAUGUUAAAGAAAUGAAACAAAUCGAUAUAGUUAUUGUGGCAUAGGAUUGUCGGUUGUAUUUUGACGUAACGCCACAACUUGCCGUGUGCGUCACCGCUAAGGAACGUCGGCCAGUGAUGUUAAAUACUAUUAGAUGUGUUACAAGAUCAUGAAAAAUGAGGCGAUCAAAAGAGGAAAUUUCCAAAUCUCAAUGUUACUUGUGGUCAUCAAAGAACGUUCAUCAUCUUCAUCUCCUUACCCUUAUCCCACUUAAGUGGGGUCGGAAAAAUAUGUCAAUCUUUUCCAUUUGUCUCUAUUACUCGUCAACUCAUCAUCCACUCCUUUUACACACAUGUCCUCUUUCACACAAUCCAAACAUGUCUUCUUUGGCCUUCCUCUCCUCUUAUGUCCUUCCACUUGCACAUUCAACGUUUUUCUAGUAAUAUGACUUCUACCUUCUACUCCUCAAUUUUUCUGUCACUGGCGCCACCUUCAGACUUCCUCUUAUAUACUCAUUUCUUAUUUCACCACACAUCCAUCUCAACAUACGCAUUUCGUUCACAUGCAUUCGUUUAAUAUCCGUCCCUUUCACCGCCCAACAUUCUGAUCCAUACAGCACGACAGGUCGUACAACCGUUUUGUAUAUUUUACCCUUAAGUCUAAAAGGCAUUUGCGGGUCACAUAGUACACCUGAGACCUGUCGCCAUUUCAUCCAUUCAUUCUACUUUUCACGUCUCGGUCCACAUUGCCAUCGUUUUGUAAAAACGACCCGAGGUACCGAAAAUCGGAGCAAGCUGGUAGGGUUACACCAGUUAAGGCAAUUUUGGAAGAUUGAGAUGUGCCGCCAAAGUCCAAGAAUAAAUAUUCAGUUUUCGUUUGACUGAUUCGUAGGCCAACACUCCAAUUUCUCCUGCCAUUUUCCCAGUCUGCUCUGUACCUCAGAUGCGUUUUCUCCGACAAGCACAAUAUCAUCGGCAAACAGCAUACAUCAAGGUGCUUCUUCCUGUAUGUCUGAUGUCAGAGCAUCCAUUACUAGGAGAAACAAAUAGGGACUUAAAGCCGAUCCUUGGUGUAAGCCCACCUCCACUUGAAACUUGUCAGUAACAUAUACACAGCUUAAAAAUACUGCAAAAGACCGGAAGAGUUUUCUACACAUGACCGCCAAACUUCAGCUGGAAGAAGGCACCUAAUGAUGAUGAUGAACACCAGCUUCUGACCGUAUGCUCGUGCAUGCAUCUCUAUACAUUUCUUUCACUAUUCUAACAUACUUCCCAGGUAUUUUCUUCACGUUCAUAGCCCACCAUACAACCUCACGGGGUACUCUGGUCAUCAAAGAACGUUAUUUAAACAAAAUAAUACCUAAAUAUCGCCUACAAUGUCGAGUUGUGUGUUCAGGAAGUGUAAAAACUAUAUAUACAUAAAUAUAUAAUGGAAUUAAAGAGAAAAUUGUGCAUGUGUGCGCUCAGUUUUGUAGCCUAUUGUUCGGAUCACUUUUUUGCGGUGAUUUUGUAGGGAAGUAACCGAUCUAUAGUAUAAAAUGAUCAUUGACGUCGGCACAGCUGAAGUGCGUUGUUGAAUUGUUAUAGUGCGUGUGGCAUAGGUAGCAACCAUGCACACACGUGAUCAUUAUAAACAUAUUUCUGUUUUGCUAACAUUUCUUCAGUUUCACAAAGUGACGCGACAGUCGAACGCCUGUCUAUUACAUAUACACAAUAAAAUGUAUGGACUAGCAGACACCCUGAAAUAGAAUAUCUAUCACUGAAUUUGUAAAUUUAUUCAAGUGUAAAUAUUAUACUGAUAAAUACAGUAAAACUAAUUACUUUUAAAUUAUGUAGUUACUAAAAAAACAUUUUAUUAGCUUUAUAAAAUAAGUAAUAACUAAUAUAUACUUGUUUGAUCGUUAAUUUUCAAUGUGCAUGAUUGUGAUGUAAAUCUCUAUGUGAUGUAGAUAUAUAACAGAUGUAGCUCAAAUGAUAAAACUUGGAGGCUUAUAUAUUGUAAACUUUUUUUCACUAACUAAAUUAAAUUUGUUUUAUAAAUUUAUAUUUAAUUUAUAGUAUUAAUGAUAUUGUAGGCCGAUUCGGCGGUGAAGUGAUGAUGCAAUCUAAGAUGGAAGCGGCCAGACCUGGACCAAUUAAGAAAACCUCAAUCGGCCCAGCCGGGGAUCGAACCCAGAACCUCCGUCUUGUAAAUCAUCGCGCAUACCACUGCGCCACGGAGGCCAUCUAAAUGUGCAUGCAAUAUAUCUAUAUAAGCUUAAUUUAAUUAAUAAUAUAAUAAUGAGAUUGGUGUUUUAGUUUUGCUGUAUUUAUUUAAUUUUAAUUUAAUUAUUAAUAUUAAUAUAUGUGUAUGAAAAGCCACAUCGCGUUAUAAGUAAUGGUAUGUUAUUUUGUAGUAUAGUAAUGAAUGUCGGUAAUCCAUGUACAUUGUAUAGCUAGGCAGUGCCUUUGUUGUUACGCGAGUGAGAGAUAUUUUCUAGUUACUGAACAAAAAUAUCUGAUUGUCUACAUCGGUAGUUAACGUCUAUUUUUAUCGAUUAAUGAAUUCAAUUUGCAGUUCAGGAAAUUGCGUGUUGAAGUCGAUGGAAUUACAAAUAUGCGCCCAGUACCCGAUGUAGCGCAAUACUUUAGAAGCAAUAACGAUGUGUUGUAUUUGUUUUCUUCUUACUAGGUUUAGUGUAUGAGCAAUUGAAAUAUGAGAUAAAAAUGUAUUUAUUGAUACAACGCUAUGGUGGUGGCCUCUGGUGUGCCUGAAAUAGUUCAAAACAGGGCCAAGACUUAAAGCUGUUCUCGAUACUCCACUUAAUGAUACAGUUUCAUUAUUUCAGUGAUACAAUAUUAGAAGACAAAUGAAAUGCUCACCGUGUGGUGAUGUUUUGUCUUACAUUACAUACACAUUGCGUCUUCUGCGGUCGUGUUGUUGGAACGGGCGGUCGGGGAAUGACUUCGUGAGGCACGACGUUCACAGUGACAGUGAAGUACUAAUCGCUAUCUUAAUAUUGUAGGAUGCAGCCCAAUGUUCUGUUACAUCGAUAGAAUAUGUUUUAGAUAGAGUAUCUAUAGUAAUACGGUAACAACUUACUAUAGUCGCACAUAAUUUAUUUUAACCUGGCGUGUGCAAUAAUUGUGACAUAAACUUAUUCAUAACCGUACGUCGUACCGGUUUUAUUUGUAUGAAAAAUGUUGGUGAAUGAAGAUGAUUAUUUGACGUCAAGGGCACAAUAUGAUUACGCGCUAGGUGUAAAUAGUUUAUCCAUUCUGUAUAUUUUCCUACGCAUAUUUUAGUCAAAAAAGCCUCCCCCGAUAGCUUCGCUUAUGAUGUGUUCCAAUAAUCCGACCAGUACUGGACGAAUGUGUUAAUGUUGCGAUAAUUAUAAUGAUGUCAAUUGUACACGAUUACCUGUGCACCUGUGCGCUGCUCUUGUAGCGGGCCACUGUCUCGUGGUGUGCUGGAGUGGUGCCGGGGGGCGGGGAAGGUGUCUCCACACGCCGUCACCUGCCGAGUGCACAGUGAUGGCGGCGCGUUCUCUAUCGCUCGUCAUAAUAUUGCCAUCUAUUUACGUACUGUUAUAUGUUAGCUAUUUGUAAUUAUAUUUCUUGUUAUAUUAAUAAUAAUUCGAUAAAUAAUAACAUGCACUAAUGUGUCUGUUUUCAGAAGGAAAUGUAAAUACAAAUAAAUAUUUAACAAUUAAUAAAUAAUAAUAAUAAUUAUAAUAAUAAUUUUAAUUUCUGUAUGGGAACACCUUAGUUGGGUGACGUUGGUAAUUACUUUUAUUGUUGUUAAUUUUAAUUAUAAGUUUUUAAAAAUGUCUGUGGGUAAUUAAAGUAGAAUAUUAUUGUACAGAAUAACAACUUUUGUUUGUGUUUUAUGCAAUGUAUUGUUGUGUAACCAUUUGUAAAUACUCCCAAUAGCUAUUGAUGACUCAUGUUUUACUUUGUAGUCAAAUGUCCUAACAGAUACCUGCUAUGCAAUAUUAGGAGUUAAGUUAAAUGCAAACGACAGGUUCCUUCCAUCCGAACCACUCGGCCCUUCAAACAACACUGUACCUCGUUCGCACGGACCUUGAUGACCAUUGUUUCGAACAUGUUAUCGCGUGCCGCUUGUAUUUACUUCUGAAUGUAUGUGGUUUCUAUCUCUUCAGGGGCGUGGCUACCGCCGCAUAAGCCGUAUCAAUGAUAAAUUCGGAAAACACGGAGAGUCACCUUUGGGCGGUGGGCAAACGUUUAAGAGGUAGCCGAUAGAGCUUCAGCUUUGAGAGCUCUCGCCAAGCCUAGAAUGCUACGUGCGAUGGGUCGAGCGGUCUUAGCAUAUUGUCCCAUUGUCCGUUACGGAGGCGUCCAUCGUCUCUGGAGAUUCCCGAGUAAGCCUGCAUUUCGUCGUGUCGGUUAUUCUGAUUGUUUUCUAUCUGUAUCACAUACCAGUGUCUAGUAUCAACGAGCAAUCGAAAUCGAUGCCGAUGCACAAACGCACGAAAAACCCAAAUGGUGCGCUGACGUCCGUCCGUGUGCCGGCGCGCUCGCACCGUGACCGCACUAGUGCGUCAGCGCACGCUCGCUCAAUUUGUGAAUAGUCAUGCGAAAUUUUGACGUUGACUUACGAAGGUACUUCUUGUUUGCAUUUAUUAAAUUUGACCUUUCUCACAUACGCUUUUAUUUUUAAUAGUAACAUUCUCUUUGUAGUUGACACUUGAUUGUAGUAUAGUUCGUCUGCUUUGGAAGUCUGGCUUUGUUGCCAAGCGUUGGACAGUGGACAGUUGACAGACCGUUGUGUAAAGCUGAAGGGACGUUCUUGACAAAACGUUCCGUCAGUUUACACUCACAGCCGCGUUGAUUGGCCGAGGCUGUCGGCUGUCGUUGGACGGAGUUUCCGAAAAAGACAACUGUACAAUAAUGCCGGUAGGUAUAUCUAGUAAUAAGCUAAAGUGAAUUGGUGUGAAAUCUGUUAUUUUUGAUGUUGAAAUUCAUAUUGUUAAUGUUAAUUGUUUGUCGUAGAUGGAUUCAGCAAAGUGUGUACUCUGAAAGUAAUUAUCGCAAACUAUAUAGUUGUAAAAUAAAAAUGUCCUCAUCAUGUCUAAUGAAUUUGUGUCACGAGUGAGAAAGGAUAAAUUUGUAAAUAACAUUAUUAUAAUUAUAGUUUGUGUUAUGUUGUGUAGCUACGUACAUAAAUAUAAUGUAAGUACGUAAUGUACGUUACGAAACCAGAUGUCAAACGUUUGCACCGGAUGUUUAUUGAUUCAAAAUGGAUUAUUUGUUUCAAGUGCGCUUACUGUAGGCACUUGGCAAGUGAAAAGUGAAGUCGGUCUAUGCAGAGACAUCGUUAUAUGCCUACUAGUAUACAACAACAAUAUGUAAAUUUAAUAGUGUAGUAAUGAAUGUUCAAGUAAACACUAAACACUCGCUGCAGAUGUAUGUACUCUUGACCUUUCUAGUGUUCUCCACAGUGACGCACGUAACAUAGCCCAAGAGCUGGUACACUUGUUUGAGUUUUUUAAGCACCGUGAAAAAUUAUUUCAUACUUCUGACAUAUGUGCACAAAUGGAGACCAAGUAAAAAGUUUUUAGCAACCCUUUAAAGUUGUCACUCUGGCUAAAUGACCUACUUGAAAUUGUUUUCUAGUUCUCCUCUACUGCUAUAAGUUAUAACAUGACUAUUUAGAUAACAUGACAUGAGUUAUAAACUUAUAACUUGUUAAAUUUUAACUUCCUUUAUGACUGAAUGAUUAGUGAAAAAUCGACUUAUUUUAAAAACAGCACGCUCCUGUUUAAAUUUCAUUUUUUAUCACAAAAAUACCAGUGAAUAGUUGUCACUAAAAUCAAAUCUAAUUAAAACUGCAUAUACAUAUACAUCUGUCAAUUUAUAUUUAUCACAAAAUGACUAGAGAAAAAUCGACUCUAAAUAGAAAUCUAAUUAUUAAAAAUAGCACUUAUGUAAAUAAGUGUGUCCACAGAACUUGUGUCGUGUUGCGUUUACCUCUCGGAGCUCACAAAGCGUUUGAGCGGCUAACAUUAAGAUAUAGUGACUAAUUAAUUUUAUUAUUAUUGUAAAUGAUUUGUUUUAGAAUCGUUGUUUGUAUAAUGAAUUAAAAUUUUCUCAUCAUCAAUGUAAAUGCUUUAGUUUGAAUAAAGUAAAAAAUGAACGAUAUAAAUUCUUAAUGUAUAAA